Messenger RNA from Cuscuta europaea, 2218 nucleotides. The record is from the annotation of a GenBank genome assembly. NCBI's taxonomy places the organism in Eukaryota, Viridiplantae, Streptophyta, Magnoliopsida, Solanales, Convolvulaceae.
GGGCGAAUUACACUUGUUUUUCCGCAUAAAAACAGAACCCAGCCCGAAAUGAUCGGUGAUAUAUUUGCAGCAAAAACGAACCCAAUAUGAUCGUUUCUUUCUAGUUCUAAUGCUCUCCCGUUUAGCAGUGAUCAUAAAACACUGCAAUUCCGCAGAAUUAUAAACAAGCGCACUUCAAUAUUUGCAAUUUGCGAUUCUUGUUUUUUCAACCGUUCAACUUAAGUGAUUUUAUAGCUGCCGAUUGUCCAAAGUAGUCGCCUUCCAUAAAAUCCGGAUUCUUUGAUUCUAUACCUAGAAGAUUCAGCCUUCAUUUUGAACUUCCAUCAUUUUCUCUGGCUCAGAAUACAGAGUACUGGCUUGCGUCAAAUUUUGCUGGUUUUAGGACUUAUAGCUAUUUGAAGAACAGGUAGUUGUUAGAGAAGCUGAUUGAAGAGCAUGGGUCAAAGUCUCUUUAACAUUGUAUAAGAGAGAGUGUUCUCAAUGACUUGCCACUAGAUUUGUUCACCUAUUAACAAUUUAACAUACAGUAACUUCGUUUUGGCAUGGGAUGGAAGCGGGUAUUAUUUGUACUAUUUUAUUUCAUAAGUUUGGUCCAGUCAUCAGGAAGAAUGGGAAGCUUUUUGAUGGUGAAUGUAGGUUCUGGAUCAGUAUCACUUUAUAGCUGGGCAAUUGGCAGUGCAGGAAUAUUUGUGUUGGUUGCUCUGGUAUUGUCCAUGUAUCUGAUCUUUGAGCAUUUAUCAGCUUACAAUCAGCCAGAGGAGCAGAAGUUUUUGAUUGGAUUAAUUUUGAUGGUUCCUGUUUAUGCGCUAGAAUCGUUCUUAUCACUCUUGGAUUCAAAAGCUGCUUUUAACUAUGAGAUCAUUCGGGAUUGUUAUGAAGCUUUUGCACUAUAUUGCUUUGAGAGGUAUCUCAUUGCCUGUUUGGGUGGAGAGAAAAACACCAUUGAAUUUAUGGAAAAACAUAGCAUGGACACUUCAAGUGCACCUUUAUUGGAUGAUGUUUAUGCAUAUGGAGUUGUGGAGCAUCCUUUUCCAUUUAAUUGUUUUUUCCAGGGGUGGUCUCUUGGUCCUGAGUUUUACCAAGUUGUUAAAGUUGGCAUUGUUCAAUAUAUGUUACUGAAAAUGGUAUGUGCUUUACUUGCGAUGGGUUUCCAUUUUUUGGGGGUUUACGGAGAGGGAAAAUUUGAAUGGAGAUAUGCCUAUCCAUACCUGGCUGUUGUUCUUAAUUUCAGCCAAACAUGGGCCUUGUAUUGCCUUGUGCAAUUUUACUCUGUCACUAAGAACAAAUUGGAACCUAUUAAGCCCUUGGCAAAGUUUCUGGUCUUCAAGUCAAUUGUAUUCCUAACAUGGUGGCAAGGUAUAGCUGUUGCAUUUCUUUUCUCGUUUGGAGCUUUGAAAGGGCAUUUGGUCCAAGUUCUCAAGACACGCAUUCAAGACUAUAUCAUCUGUAUUGAGAUGGGCAUUGCUGCUGUGGUGCAUCUCUACGUUUUCCCUGCCGCACCAUACAAGCGUGGAGAAAGAUGUGUGCGUAAUGUAGCCGUGAUGGCGGAUUAUGCAUCUUUGGACUCCCCAGCAGACCCUGAAGAAGUUAAAGAUUGUGAAAGAAGUACCAGAGUGCGGAUUGCUCGGCAUGAUGAGAGAGAGAAGUGUCCAAAAUUUCACCAGAGUGUUCGGGAUGUGGUAGUUGGAAGUAGUGGAAUUAUUGUUGAUGACAUGAAGUUCACUGUUUCUCACGUUGUGGAACCGGUUGAAAGGGGCCUUGCAAAGAUAAACAAAAGGUUUCACCAAAUAUCUGAAAAUGUAAAGCGGCAUGAAAAAGUGAGGAAGAAGAAAUCCAAGGAUGACAGCUGUCUUGUUCCUUUGAACUCAUGGACAAAGGAGUUCUGUGAUGUACGUGAUGACUCUAUUCAAGGAAGUGUGAGUGAUGGUGGGUUGCCUGAUGGAACAGUAUCCAGUAGGGCGUCUUCAUCCCGACUCAGGUACAGAUAGCAGACACUUUCUCUGACCUAACUCACACUGCCCUCUCUAAUUGAACAGCACAGUUUCGGACAGGUAUAACUAAUAUACUACUUACCUGCAAAGUGCAUCGUUAAGAGAGACCUGUAAUGUUCUCCUGACUGACAAUAAAACAUUGUAUAAACUGCUAUAGAUGUUGCAUUUUUGCACUAAAUACAAUUGUUUGAUGAAUGAACUACAAUACCACAUAAGUACAUAUCAAG